CGCUCUCUCUCACUCUCUCUGUUGCUCUUUCUUUCUUAUAUCUCUCUGUCAUCCAAUAUUUGCUUUAUAGCUGCACCGAGUUCUCAAAAACUACUUCCCUGUUCUCUUCCACCUGAACGAGUUUAAUUUCUUGACCAACACAGCAACAUUCUCACUAUGCCUGUAAGAAUCUCCGAUGCCUUUCAAUCCCACCCCCAUAAACACUACCCUGCAGACUUCAGCUCACUGCACGAGUUACCGGACUCGUAUGCAUGGACUGAUCAACCCGACCAGUACCCAUCUCUGGACUCGUCAUUCGGCUCUGAGCUGUGUGUUCCGGUGAUCGAUCUAAACGAUCAAAAUGUCCUUAAACUCAUAGGACAUGCAUGUAAAACUUGGGGUGUGUUCCAAGUCACAAACCAUGCAAUCCCACAAAAGCUUCUUCAUGACAUUGAAUCAACCUGUCGAAGCCUCUUCUCUUUCCCAGUCCAGCAGAAGCUCAAGGCCGCUCGACCGGCGGACGGAACUUCUGGUUAUGGAAUCCAUCGGAUAUCUUCGUUUUUCCAAAAACUCAUGUGGUCGGAGGGCUUCACUAUUGUUGGCUCACCACUUGAACAUUUCCGACAACUCUGGCCCCAAGAUUACAACAAAUUCUGUUGUAUGGUAGAGGAAUACGAGACACAUAUGAAAAGGCUGGCAGGGAGGCUGAUGUGGCUAAUAUUUGGUUCACUAGGCAUACCGAUGGAAGACGUUGAUUGGGCCGGGCCGAAAUGUGACUUUCAAGACGCAACCAAUGCUCUACAAUUGAAUUCCUACCCGGCUUGCCCGGAUCCGAUUAGGGCAAUGGGUUUGGCCGAGCAUACGGACUCCACCCUCCUCACCAUCAUCCACCAAACCAACACAAGUGGCUUGCAAGUUCUUCGAGAGGACGCCGGAUGGCUCACAGUUCCGCCCAUCCAAGGAGCUUUGGUAGUGAACAUCGGCGACCUCACUCAUAUCAUGUCCAAUGGGAUGUACCGCAAUAUUCUUCAUCGAGCGAUAGUUAACCGGACUCAACAACGUUUAUCAGUUGCUUACUUAUAUGGGCCACCGAUUAAUGUUCAAAUUUCACCUCAUUCCGAACUGAUCACUCCAAGUCACCCUUCUCUUUAUCGCCCUGUGACUUGGAAAGAGUACCUUGGAAUCAAAGGAAAACUAUACAACAAGGCACUUUCUUCUAUUAGGGUUUAUGAUCCUCUAAAGGACCAGAUUGAUUAAUCUAUGUAAAUGGCCAUAAGAGCAUAAAUAAGUCCUUAUGUUGUACACAUAUUAUUUCCUAUCCAAACGCAUUUAACAA
Argentina anserina (silverweed cinquefoil) is the source of this 1315-nucleotide messenger RNA. Its product is annotated as gibberellin 3-beta-dioxygenase 1-like. The transcript is spliced from 2 exons. Gene Ontology annotation, biological process: response to light stimulus; gibberellin biosynthetic process. NCBI's taxonomy places the organism in Eukaryota, Viridiplantae, Streptophyta, Magnoliopsida, Rosales, Rosaceae. The coding region runs from base 157 to 1236 and encodes 359 amino acids. Gene Ontology annotation, molecular function: gibberellin 3-beta-dioxygenase activity. The record is from RefSeq and is a predicted model, not a curated record.